This is a messenger RNA of Eurytemora carolleeae, 720 nucleotides long. RefSeq lists its product as uncharacterized. Bases 9 to 653 code for a protein of 214 amino acids. Lineage: Eukaryota; Metazoa; Arthropoda; Copepoda; Calanoida; Temoridae. The transcript is spliced from 9 exons. The record is from RefSeq and is a predicted model, not a curated record.
UAAGAACAAUGCGACCAGGAAGCAUAUUAUUAUUCUCUGCUUUUCUAGAGCUGAGCUUGUGCUUUCAGUGCUACAAGGGAAGAGGGGAUAAUUACAGGAGAGAUGAAUGCGCUCAAUGUGAGUUUACCGAAUGCAUGUGUAUAAAAGCAUCUCCUCUUCUUCUUUCAGCAGCUCAGGAUGGAAUAGCUUUCCCAGGAGACUAUCCCCCAUAUCAAGGAUCUGGUGGGAGCAACUUUCCAGAUUCAUCUCUCUCUGCACCUAAACUUCAAAUACAAGGAUAUCCCGGUAACCUAGACAACCGAUAUCCUCCGGACCAGGGCAGAUAUCCUCCGGACCAGGGCAGAUAUCCAGGAAAUGAUCGUUAUCCCCCUGGUCCAGGGUUUGAUAACCAGUUUCCCCAGGGUCCGGGCAGCAUAAACCAGUUUAAUGGAGGAAGACAAGGACGGGUCAAUGUAGAUUAUCAAUCUGGAGAAAUAUUGAGAGAUUGCUGGGCAAAUCCGUUUACAGCUGAACAACCAGGAUGUUCUUCACAAACCUUUCAGGGGCGUACCUACUACAUUUGCAGAUGUAUGGGAGAACUUUGUAACUCAUCGAGUUUGCCUGCUCUGAGUCUAACCCUGCUUUCUUUUCUUCUUGCUAGAUAUAUUCUGUAGCAUUAUGUUUUUUUUUUUAUUUAUUUUUUAUUAUAAAGUUUGUAAACACUAAUAAAUACUUGAUUAA